This is a messenger RNA of Peromyscus eremicus (cactus mouse), 965 nucleotides long. RefSeq names its product testis-expressed protein 13C-1-like. The coding region runs from base 112 to 771 and encodes 219 amino acids. NCBI's taxonomy places the organism in Eukaryota, Metazoa, Chordata, Mammalia, Rodentia, Cricetidae. The record is from RefSeq and is a predicted model, not a curated record. The transcript is spliced from 2 exons.
UCUAGGUGAGAAGGGAGAGGAAGGGAGGUAGGAGCUAGGAGCCAGCACUGGACAAGGCACCAAGGUGAAGGGUGAGCCUAUUGCAGUCCACUAUUUAGAGCAGGUUCAGCCAUGGCUGUGGACGUUGGGGAUCCCAAGAGUGGUUUCCGCCACUGCGAUGUGGUUGUGUUUAUCAAUGAAGAGGUGCUGAGGAAUGGUGGUGGCCGGAGCUUCUACCUGACCUUCCGUUCACGGCCCUGGAAGGAUAUAGAAGAUGGUCUGAAGUCUGUCGUGGCUGAUACCCGUGUACCACGCACCAUCAAGAGGGCCUGCGCCUGGAGUGCUCUCGCCCUGGGAGUGAGGGUGGCUAAGAGGCAACGAGAAAAGCAGUCACAACGUGUCCAGCAGCUGCACAAUCAAGUCGAAGAGCAGGAGGCAGCCACCUGGACUUUAGCCACAGACCUGCAACGGCUGCGUGAGGAGCGUGACGAAGUGGUCUCUGAGCUUCGCAGUGCGAGAGACAACCUGAAGCAAGUGCUACACGAGUGUGAUAUGCUACACAAGAGGCUGAUUGAGUUCGACCUGUCACAGCAACUUCUGGCUGAGUCGCAAGAUACUGAGUAUCUGGGUACUCUGCCGUGGCCUCUAAUUAUCAAAGAACAUAUAGAGCCUCUUGACACAGACUUGCAGAGUGGGCAAUAUGCAGUGACCCCGAAGAAAGACCAGAUGGUAUCCGUAACAGUUCUAGAAACUUUGCAUGAAGCUGAAGAAUUCUCAGCUUCCAGUGUGUGAAUCUUCAUGAAAUGCCCUUCAGCAGCAGCCUCCACCUCACUAAGACCUCAGCUAGCUGCUGACACAGAGAACAUAAGGAGAAGAACAUACAGGAACUAAGGAGAAGAAACUGGGUAUAUAUUCUAGAAAAACAAAAAGCAUACAGAUUCUGUUAGAACUUAAUCCACUGUCAUUGAGGCGUUCAAAGGGAUGCA